GGCUGACCUAAACUGAAUUUUUUCUAAACAUCAUGGGAGAGAUUAAAGUCUCUCCUGACUAUAACUGGUUCAGAAGCACAGUUCCUCUUAAAAAGAUAAUAGUAGAUGAUGACGACAGUAAAGUCUGGUCGCUGUAUGAUGCAGGACCUAGGAGCAUUCGGUGCCCACUCAUAUUUCUCCCUCCUGUAAGUGGAACUGCAGAUGUGUUUUUCCAGCAAAUUUUGGCGCUCACUGGGUGGGGCUACAGAGUUAUCGCUUUGCAGUAUCCAGUGUACUGGGACCACCUCGAGUUCUGUGAUGGAUUCAGAAAACUCUUAGACCACCUUCAGCUGGAUAAAGUUCACCUUUUUGGAGCUUCUCUGGGAGGCUUUCUGGCUCAGAAAUUUGCUGAAUACACACACAAAUCUCCCAGAGUUCAAUCUCUGAUCCUGUGUAAUUCCUUUAGUGACACUUCUAUCUUCAAUCAGACAUGGACAGCAAACAGCUUUUGGCUGAUGCCUGCUUUUAUGCUGAAAAAAAUUGUCCUUGGGAAUUUUGCAUCUGGUCCUCUAGAUCCUGAAAUGGCCGAUGGGAUUGAUUUCAUGGUGGACAGGCUGGAGAGUCUGGGCCAGAGCGAGCUUGCUUCAAGACUUACCCUCAACUGCCAGAACUCUUAUGUAGAACCUCAUAAAAUUCGAGACAUCCCUGUAACCAUUAUGGAUGUGUUUGACCAAAGUGCACUUUCAACUGAAGCAAAAGAAGAAAUGUAUAAGCUUUAUCCUAGUGCCAGAAGAGCUCAUCUCAAAACAGGAGGCAACUUCCCCUAUCUCUGCAGGAGUGCUGAGGUUAACCUAUAUAUUCAAAUCCAUUUACUGCAGUUCCACGGUACCCGUUAUGCAGCCAUCGAUCCCUCCAUGGUCAGUGCAGAAGAGCUGGAAGUCCAAAAGAUCAGUCUUCACACCAGCAAUGAGCAAGAAGAGCCGUAGAUUUCGGAGUGCCGGUGGAAAGGAGGAAUUGUUUGGUGGUCUUCCUGUGUACCAUCAACUGUUCCCACUCUGCCUUUUUCCUUGUGUUGGCCGAUUAUCACUGUGUGAUUCCAACAGGAUCAAUGUCAGUGAACUACCCGCGGACAGUAACCUCCAGCAGUGUAAUGGGAUAGAUCUGUUUAAUUUUUAGUCUUUGAAUUCAAGGAAGCAUCUUUGAAGACCACAGUUUUAAAAACAAAGACAUUUUUGCUACCAAAGUCUUCACUAUCAUGUUCUUAAGCAGAACAGUAUUUCUUUUUAUAUUUUUCACUCAGCUGUAUAUAUUGCCACAUGCAGAUUGUGUACUUAUAAGCUGACAUAUAUUUUUGUUGAAUAUUUGGUUUGAAAGAUGUUUAAGUGCCAAUGUUGCCAUCACUUAUUUGCUUCAUAUGUUGUGUUGUAAGUUAGUUUCUAUUUGAAAUAAAGCGUUUGAAUUUUUAACUUUCUUGCUGUUUAAAAAUGGUUUUCAAUAAAACUUCAAUUUCA
Messenger RNA from Fulmarus glacialis (Northern fulmar), 1490 nucleotides. RefSeq names its product spastic paraplegia 21 (autosomal recessive, Mast syndrome) (gene SPG21). The coding region runs from base 33 to 965 and encodes 310 amino acids. The transcript has 8 exons. Gene Ontology annotation, molecular function: CD4 receptor binding. The record is from RefSeq and is a predicted model, not a curated record. Lineage: Eukaryota; Metazoa; Chordata; Aves; Procellariiformes; Procellariidae. Gene Ontology annotation, cellular component: cytosol; trans-Golgi network transport vesicle.